CGCCAAUUCCGUUCUCACCCCAGUUACUCUUUUUCACCUUGAGAUUCAAGCUUUCUUCAACGAUGAAAAAUAAAACUGUGUUGACUGAGUUCAUCCUUCUGGGUCUCACGGAUGUCCCUGAACUUCAGGUAGCAAUUUUCACUUUUCUUUUCCUUGCCUAUUUCUUCAGCAUCAUCGGAAACCUGGCUAUCCUCAUCCUCACACUGCUGGACUCCCACCUUCACACUCCCAUGUAUUUCUUUCUCCGGAACUUCUCCUUCUUAGAAGUUUCUUUCACAAAUAUCUUCAUUCCCAGAGUCCUGGUCAGCAUUAUAACAGGGGACAAGAGUAUUAGUUUUGCUGGUUGCUUUACUCAGUAUUUCUUUGCCAUCUUCCUUGGAGCAACAGAGUUUUACCUUCUGACUGCCAUGUCUUACGAUCGCUAUGUGGCCAUAUGCAAACCCCUGCACUACAUGACAAUCAUGAACAGCCGAGUCUGCACCCAGCUGGUCCUCUGCUCUUGGCUGGCUGGGUUAAUGGCUAUUAUACCGCCAAUCACUUUGAUGAGUCAGCAGGACUUUUGUGCAUCCAACAGGGUGAAUCAUUACUUCUGUGACUUUGAGCCUCUUCUAGAACUCUCCUGUUCAGAUACAAACCUCAUAGAGAAGGUUGUCUUUCUUUUGGCCUCUGUGACCCUGAUGGUCACUCUGGUGCUGGUGGCUCUCUCCUACACAUUCAUCAUCAGGACAAUUCUGAAGCUCUCCUCAGUCCAGCAAAGGACAAAAGCCUUUUCCACGUGUUCUUCUCACAUGAUUGUCAUCUCCCUCUCUUAUGGAAGCUGUUUUUUCAUUUAUGUUAAGCCUUCGGCAAAAGAAGGGGGCACAUUCAACAAAGGUGUAGCUCUUCUCAUUACUUCAGUAGCUCCUUUGUUGAACCCCUUCAUUUAUACCUUAAGAAACCAACAGGUAAGACAAGCAUUCAAGGAUGCAGUCAAAAGGCUUGUGAAUCUUUAAAGAAUUUAAGAAUUUCUCUUAAUGGAUGAAGUCCAACAAUGUACAAAG
Messenger RNA from Nannospalax galili (Upper Galilee mountains blind mole rat), 1040 nucleotides. RefSeq names its product olfactory receptor 2AP1. Bases 63 to 992 code for a protein of 309 amino acids. The transcript has a single exon. Gene Ontology annotation, molecular function: olfactory receptor activity; G protein-coupled receptor activity. The record is from RefSeq and is a predicted model, not a curated record. Gene Ontology annotation, cellular component: membrane. Gene Ontology annotation, biological process: G protein-coupled receptor signaling pathway. NCBI's taxonomy places the organism in Eukaryota, Metazoa, Chordata, Mammalia, Rodentia, Spalacidae.